GCAUGUAAACAAAGGGGAGGGCAGAUGAAGCGGCAGCGACCCAGCCGAGGGUGAUCUCUGCUGGAUGUUCUUGUGUCGACGAACGCGUCCGGACCAGAGGCUGACUGCGGGGAUAAAGCCACUCUGAAGCGAAUGAAGAAACAUCUAAUCUUUCACUUCACAUACAGAGGACUUCUAACGAGAGGAAAAAAGAGCAAGAGAAGAAAAUGGAGUAUAAAUUACGGAAAGCGGAACCCAGAGACGUGCCGGAUAUAUUACGACUGGUGAAGGAACUUGCAAAAUACGAAGAGAUGGAGAACCAGGUGGAACUGACUGAAAAAGAGCUCCUGGAGGAUGGAUUCGGUGACACCCCGUUCUACCACUGUGUCAUCGCUGAAAUCCAAGGAGAGAACAACAACAGCGACGGUCAGACGGUGGUCGGCUUCGCCAUGUACUACUUCACUUAUGACCCGUGGGUUGGCAAGCAGCUUUACCUGGAGGAGUUCUUUGUGAUGAACGAGUACAGAGGGCUGGGCAUCGGAUCGGAGAUCCUGCGGCAUCUCAGUGAUCUGGCGAUGAAGAUGCGCUGCACCGGCAUGCUGUUCGUGGUCGCGGAGAACAACGAGCCGUCCGUCCAGUUCUACAAGCGCCGCGGCGCCGAGGACCUCUCCGAGGAGGAGGGCUGGAGGCUGUUCAGGUUCGACAAGAACAGCCUCGUCAAGAUGGCCACUCCGGCCGAGGAAUGACGGGAGGUCGGGCGCGAGACGACGAAGGAGGAGGAGGAGGAAAGACGAGCGUCUGAGCAGAGACGCUGACUCCUCGACUUCUCUCUGCGUUCAAGCGGCUUGAUUCAUAGUCGAGCUUUAAAAAAGGGGAAUUCUGUAACCGUGAUAUGAUUCUUUGUCGCUCACAGCGUUUAGUCUGGCUUUUAUCUGCUGUCACUCUGAAUCAUUUGUGUUUGUUCUUAAAUUUCGUUAACCCUUUGUUAGUUUUAGUGCAUUUCUACGUGCAGGCUGCAGAUAUCACUUCAGUUUUCAAUAAAAUAAUCAUUGAUCACACGUCA
Messenger RNA from Larimichthys crocea (large yellow croaker), 1042 nucleotides. RefSeq names its product diamine acetyltransferase 1. Gene Ontology annotation, molecular function: spermidine binding; diamine N-acetyltransferase activity. The coding region runs from base 207 to 725 and encodes 172 amino acids. The transcript is spliced from 6 exons. The record is from RefSeq and is a predicted model, not a curated record. NCBI's taxonomy places the organism in Eukaryota, Metazoa, Chordata, Actinopteri, Sciaenidae.